Messenger RNA from Salarias fasciatus (jewelled blenny), 7927 nucleotides. RefSeq names its product membrane-associated phosphatidylinositol transfer protein 2. Gene Ontology annotation, cellular component: cytoplasm. Gene Ontology annotation, molecular function: phosphatidylinositol transfer activity; phosphatidylinositol binding; metal ion binding. Gene Ontology annotation, biological process: phospholipid transport. The transcript has 27 exons. Bases 913 to 5340 code for a protein of 1475 amino acids. NCBI's taxonomy places the organism in Eukaryota, Metazoa, Chordata, Actinopteri, Blenniiformes, Blenniidae. The record is from RefSeq and is a predicted model, not a curated record.
CUUGAGAAGACUGAAGUCUUGCAGCGGUUCAGACUUGAGGAGUGACAACCCACGGAGGGGAGAGCUACCCUACGACUCUUCCCACUUUUAGAGGACGCAGACAGCAGCUGCCGGAGAGCUGGCCAGCCCCUCCACGGACACACACACACACAUACACACACACACACGCGCGCACGCACCACAAGCAGAGACGUAUCCUCUGCACAGGACGAGCCCAAGCGCCGACCCAUGCGAGGGGUAGCUCGGAUAUUCAAGGACAUUUCAACGUUCCCAUAGCUACUCUGGCCUUUUCUGGUGAGGAAACCAGCAGCGUGCGCGUCGCGCUCCCGUCACGAGCAGCGAUGUGGCCAGAUUUCGUAAACACGGGCAGAAACGGCGGUUGAUCUGACGCCCGUCGCUGCCGGGCUGAGGAUGUUUUCUCUGCGUGUCAUCUCUACGAGCCGCAGCCCGUCUUAUCCGCCCGCCGAGAGGACGCGCACACGCACAGGAAGCCCGCCGCUGACUCUGGUUGCGCUGCAGCGGGCCAUGGCAUCGUCUCCACACCGCGGCGCGUCGCAGGCUGUCUGUUGCUGAAGGCAGCUCGAGUGACCGGAGCGAGAAGUAGUAGUGGAGGUGACUCUUUUUAUUUUUUUUCCCCCUCCCGAACACAACCUCCCAGGAGGAGACGGGCCGGUCAACUUCCCAUCACGGAGUGCGCGAGCGUACCGUGGAAAGCCAGAGGCGCAUUGGCGUUGUGCAUCAGGUCCAGGAGCCAUCGAUGUGGACUUCAGCUGGCGAUUUGACGAGCCACAUUUAGGAGCAUCAGGAGUCUCUCCUCGCCCCUCUCCCCCUCCCUUCCCUCUGUCCCUCCCUUCCCCUUUUCCCUGUCAGACUUUUCCCUGAUCCCCGUUUCCCCAUUCUCCGAGAUUCACCAUGCUUAUCAAGGAGUACCGCAUCCCCAUGCCCAUGAGUGUGGAGGAGUACCGCAUUGCACAGCUCUACAUGAUCCAGAAAAAGAGCAGAGAGGAGAGCUGUGGGGAAGGCAGUGGGGUGGAGAUCCUAGAAAACAAGCCCUACAUAGAUGGACCAGGUGGGACGGGCCAGUACACCCACAAGGUCUACCACAUCGGCAUGCACAUCCCCAGCUGGUUCCGCUCCAUCCUGCCCAAAGCAGCGCUGAGGGUGGAAGAGGAGUCCUGGAACGCCUACCCCUACACGCGCACCAGGUAUACCUGUCCCUUUGUUGAGAAGUUUUCCAUCGACAUUGAGACCUACUACAAACCCGACACUGGCAACCAAGCUGAUGUCUUCAACAUGUCUGCAGCAGAGAAGAGGCAGAGGAGUAUUGACCCGAUCGACAUCGUGACGGACCCCAUCCCCCCUCAUGAGUACAAGGCAGAGGAAGAUCCAAGGCUUUAUAAGUCAGUGAAGACCCAGAGGGGUCCUCUGCUGGACGACUGGAUAGAAGAAUACAACAAUGACCCAGGGAAGACCCCCAUCAUGUGUGCCUACAAACUCUGCAAGGUGGAGUUCCGCUAUUGGGGCAUGCAGUCUAAAAUUGAACGCUUCAUUCACGAUGUUGGACUGAGAAAAGUGAUGGUGCGCGCCCACCGGCAGGCCUGGUGCUGGCAGGACGAGUGGUACGGUCUGACCAUCGAGGACAUCCGGCAGCUGGAGCUGGAGACCCAGCUGGCCCUGGCCAGGAAGAUGGCCCAGUUCAGCCAGGCGGAGGAGGCCACCGAGGCCAACGGAGGUGCUCCGUCUCCAGACAAAGACCAGGAGGCGAAGGAGGCCAUCAGCUCCAUUGAAGCAGAAGAGGUGGUUGCCAGCCCAGGAGGAGAGACUCUGCAGCCACGAGGUGUGCUUACCAAGCAGUGGUCCACCUCCUCCCGCUCCUCCCGCUCAUCCAAGAGAGGAGUGAGCCCGUCACGUCACAGCAUCUCCGAGUGGAGGAUGCAGAGCAUCGCCAGAGACUCGGAUGACAGCUCGGACGAGGAGUUCUUCGAUGCUCAUGAGGAUUUCUCGGAUGGCGAGGAGAUCUUUCCAAAGGAGAUUACCAAGUGGAACUCCAAUGACCUCAUGGAUAAGAUUGAAGCUGCAGACACAGAGGAAGCUCCCGGUGAUCUGUUCAAGGAGAUGACUGUGGACUACGAAAGAGCAACCAGUGAGGAAAGAUUAGAUGAGAUGUGUGGCUCUCUUAGUGGCCAAGCCGAUAGCUCUCCUAUUCCCACCAUCAUGGUAACAAGGCACCAAUCAGAGAGCUCGUCUCAGCAGUGUCUGCAGCCGUCCAAGAUCCACGUGCUGAUAUUGGUCCUGCACGGAGGGAACAUCCUGGACACAGGCGGAGGAGACCAGAACAGCAAGCAGGCCGACGUCAACACCAUUAGUACGGCUUUUGACACAGUCAUGCGUGUUCACUACCCCGCUGCGCUGGGGCGCAUCGCCAUCCGCCUGGUGCCCUGCCCCGCCAUCUGUGCCGAGGCCUUCUCCCUAGUGUCCAACCUGAACCCUUACAGCUACGAUGAAGGCUGUCUGUCCAGCAGCCAGGACCACAUCCCGCUGGCGGCCCUGCCCCUUCUCGCCACCUCAGCUCCACAGUACCAGGAGGCUGUGGCCACGGUCAUCGUCCGAGCUAACCAGGUCUACACUGAUUUCAUGAAGUCCCUGGAUGGAGCUGCUUUCUCUGGCCAGGUGUGCCUCAUCGGGGACUGUGUUGGAGGCAUCCUGGGCUUUGACGCUCUGUGCAGCAGCAAUCAGACAGUGAAUGAAAGCCAGAACAGCAGUCGCAGAGGUAGCAUCAUCAGUGUUCAGGACCAGGACCUCCUCUCUCCUGGUAUUAUUGUCAACAGCGGACACGGAUCGGCGUCCCCGACAUUGGAGGGAAGCCGCCACCUGAGUCGCAGUAACAUCGACAUCCCCCGUGCGAGCUCCGGCGAAGACGCCAAGAGACAGCUGCCACGCAAGAGGAGCGACUCCUCCACCUACGAGCUGGACACAAUCAAACAACAUCAGGCUUUCCUGACGAGCUUGCACUCCAGUGUCUUGCGGAGCGACGCCGUGUCUCGCAGGUCAAGCAGCAGCACCAUGCUGGACGGAGGCUCUCUUGGGAAGUUUGACUUUGAAGUGUCCGACUUUUUCCUCUUCGGCUCCCCUCUGGGUUUGGUGCUCGCCCUGAGGAAAACUGUGAUUCCUAUGCUGGAUGUGGCUCAGCUGCGACCUGCCUGUCAGCAGGUCUAUAACCUGUUCCACCCGGCCGACCCCUCAGCCUCUCGUCUGGAGCCCCUGCUGGAGAGGAAAUUUCACCUCCUUCCUCCCUUCAGCGUACCCAGAUAUCAACGCUUUCCCCUGGGAGACGGCAACUCCGCCCUACUGGUGGAGACAGUCCAGAGCAACGCUCAGCUGCUGCUUGACAGCGGGCCUCCCCUGUCCCUUCGCUGUCAGGAGACCAUCAGUGAGACCUGCAUCCCCGUGCCUGUGCUAAACUGGCAGGAGGGCAUCCUCAAAGCCACACCCGCCACUAUGGAGUCGGAUGUUGUUCAGUCUCAUGGUGGUGUCUUCAUGGACAGUUCGUACCCCUCAUCCCCCGUAACGGGCCCCCUCUCCCGGGGCCAGCGGAGGGCCAGUGAGGUCAGCAUUGCCAGCCAGGUCUCAGGAAUGGCAGACAGUUACACUGCCACCAACAUAGCCAACACCGAAUCAUGUGAGAUUAACCAAUCCAAAAAGUUCAGUCUUUUGUCCCAACUCGCCCUAUCAUCGCAAAACAAAUUCUCCCUGAAAAGUCCUCCUAAGUCCCGAAAAAAGAAAGCAGAGGCUGACGAGGCCGCGGGAUCAUCCGAUGCAGAUGUAGUGACAGAAACGGACGGUGAGGCAGACAGUAGUGACGGUCUGAGCUCCGCUGGCCAGUACGAAGCCUGCCUGUCCGCCGGGCUGGACUGUGCUAUAUGUGAUCUGGUGUCCCUGGACUCCCAAGCGGAAGUGGACCAAGUUGCGGCGCGCUGGUGGGGCACAAAGCGGCUGGACUUUGCGCUGUACUGCCCCGACGCUCUGACCGCUUUCCCCACAGUGGCUUUACCGCACCUGUUCCACGCGUCGUACUGGGAGUCCACUGAUGUGGUGUCUUUUCUCCUGAGACAGGUCAUGAGGCACGAUAACUCCAGUAUUUUGGAGCUUGAUGGGAAAGAAGUGUCUGAAUUCACACCUUCGAAGCCUCGAGAGAAGUGGCUCCGCAAGAGAACCCACGUCAAGAUAAGGAAUGUCACUGCCAACCACCGGGUAAACGACGCCGUGUUCACUGAAGACAGCCAGCAGGUCGUGACCGGGCGCUUCAUGUACGGUCCUCUGGACAUGGUCACUUUAGCCGGGGAGAAGGUUGACCUCCACAUCAUGACUCAGCCUCCAUCGGGCGAGUGGGUGUACUUCAACACAGAGGUGACCAACAGCAGUGGUCGUGUGUCUUUCGUCAUCCCCGAGGGCAAACGCCUGGGGAUCGGAGUCUACCCCGUCAAAAUGGUCGUCAGGGGUGACCACACAUUUGCAGACAGCUACCUGACCGUUAUUCCUCGUGGCACCGAGUUUGUAGUUUUCAGCAUUGACGGGUCUUUUGCUGCGAGUGUCUCCAUCAUGGGCAGCGAUCCCAAAGUGAGGGCGGGGGCUGUGGAUGUCGUCAGGCACUGGCAGGAUUUGGGCUACUUGAUCAUUUACGUGACUGGACGCCCAGACAUGCAGAAGCAGCGGGUGGUGGCCUGGUUGUCCCAGCACAACUUUCCUCACGGAAUAGUUUCCUUCUGUGACGGCCUGGUCCACGACCCGCUCAGACACAAGGCCAACUUCCUCAAGACUCUAACUGAAGCUCACAUGAAGAUUUUCGCUGGCUAUGGAUCAACCAAAGACAUUUCAGUCUACACCUCCAUCGGCCUCCCCCCCACUCAAAUAUAUAUUGUCGGUAGACCUUCUAAGAAGAUGCAGCACCAGUGCCAGUUCAUCACGGAGGGAUAUGCAGCUCAUCUGUCCCAGCUGGAGUACAACCACCGUUCCCGGCCUGCCAAGUCCAGCAGCGCGCGCAUGGUGCUGCGCAAAGGAAGCUUCGGCCUGGGCGCGAACAGCGAGUUCCUCAGGAAGAGGAAUCACUUGCUGCGCACCAUCUCCUCGCAGCCGGCUCCCAGCUCCCCAACGGGCAACAUACACAACAGACCCGAGCGCACGCAGAGCCAGUCGGACAGCGAGAGGCUGGAGAGGGAGCGGCUGGAUCGCGCGUACAGCCACAGCCAGGGCUCCACGCAGCGCAGCAUGAGCAUCACGGCGAGCUGCUGGGGCCGCAGCAGCAGCACCAAGCUGGAGCCGGGCAUUUUCAGCCCAAAAUGAGACCAGGGGGACAACGUGGGAGUUGCCCUCCGGAGAGACUCAAACGCAAGGCUGUGGAAGAGACUUAUAAUAGAUAGAUGACAAAGAGCGGGAGGCAGUCGGUGUGCACCAGAUGGGUAAAUACCACAAGACGAUUCAGGUGCUCCAAACCACUCUUCAUAAAAAUAACAGCAGUCACAUCAAAACCGAACAUCUAUGGACCGAAGCUGCAGCUCUGUUCAUUGUAAACCUGACGCAGCGGGCGUUUGAAGAGGAGCGGUCCUGAAACGGGAACGUCCGCAUAAACAGACUCAGAUAACACCGUCAGGAUCCAGACUGCUUCUGGUGUUUAGUAAAUAUUGAAUACAAGGUCAGUUUCCCUCCCUGGACGGGCUCCGAGAGGAGCUGGUUACACACACAACAAAAGCACUCCGCGCUGUUUUCUGCAGCAAGCAACACAGCAGUUGUUACAGACAGCUUGUAUCAGGUCCACAUGCUGAUACUGCUCUUUAACUGGCGCUCCAUCGUGACCAAUACAAGCACAACAGUUACUGCAGAGACCGACUCUGUGUAUGGUACUUUGAAAACUGGGUCCUUUUUAUGUAAGAUGCUUUACUCACGGAGCAGAGCUGAGAAUCGGGUGAAAUUGGACUGAAUGUGUGUUUUUUUUUGUUUAUCCAGACAAAAAUUCAGAAUAAUUACAAGGUUUUUUUUUUCAGUAAGUUCAACAAAAUAUUUUUCCCAAAACUCUCAGUGUAGAACCAAGUUGAUGUCAACUGAUUAAGACCAAGUGCUGGGUUGAUUUGUGUCGUGAUUAGCGUGGUUGCCUCUCGACAAGAAGUCGAUUGAAAUGCAAGACCUCUCUGUAAAGAGUUCACAUGUUCUUCCUGUGCGCCUGCUGAGUCGCUAUUUUCUCUUUUGCAAGUGACCCAACAAUCCAAGCCUUUGAUUUUUAGGUGAGACUACAUUACUCCCAGACAGGCUGUUCCUGAAUUGGCCCUGUGAUCGAUGUCUUACUUAGCUUUGGUCACAUUGAUUUAUUAGACGAAUGAGUGAAUUUCAAUACCCAGACUUUACAAACAGCAUAAACUGGAUAGUAUCACUCAUACAGUCCUGUUUUGCUGGUUUUCAGCUCAGCUCUCAAAUGCAAAGACUCUCCCACAUGCCACAAGAGGAAAUGUUUAAAAUGACCCUUUAACUGCAGCUGAAACGGAUUCUGUUUUUUUUUUUCUUCCUUCUUCUUCUUUAGUUUGUUUGUUUUUCCAGCAUUUCACCACAUCACUCAUUACUGUGCUGCUGUACUUUCCUGAAUGAGUAAUGUAUGAAUCCGCAACGGGAGAAAAGUUGUCCCACUGUACAGUUAAUGUGCCAAAGUAAAACAGUAUAGAACGAUAUGCUGUGUUUGAUGGGGGAGGGAACGGAUCGGUUUUCCUGUGUACAAACAGAGUAGACUUUGUGUAACUAUGUAGUUGAACGCCUUUGACAAGGCCUUGUACAUAAUUGUUACAUUACAGUGUAGAUUUAGUAUCUGGUCUAUUGGAGACCCGUAUCAAGUGUCUUCUUUACUCUGGGGGUAAACACCGACUCAUUCAGGAUUAACGAUGAUAAUUAUUGUUAUUUAAAAAAAAUAUAUAUAGAUAUUUUAAAAUGUACUGAUUUUUGUGAACAAAAUAGUCUUUUAAGAUUUCUUUAGUUGUCUCGUGAACUUUCUCUUCAAACUUAAGUUGCAGCAGCCAAAACUGUGAGGUUUUUGCCUGGCACAGUAUUGUACUUUUUUUAAAUAAUUAUUAUUAUUAUUAUUAACUCACAGAUCACCAGAGUUGUAUCAACAGAACUUUGACCUUGUGUCAUACAUUGUACGUUUGUUAUUUACUAUUUUGGAAGUAUGGGAUUGGGCUGCUGUCUGCCUAUUACUACGCUGUAAAUGAAGCGUUGAAUGUGCUCAUAGAUGAUCCUCCUUAGGUUAAAGGUCUUUGUCUCUGUUCUGCUGCGCCUUCAGGGGAAUAAAAAGGGUAAAUUGUAAAUUCUGUACAAUAAGCUGUCGAAAGUAGGAACACAAGAGCUAAGACUUACUUUAUGCUGUUUUACCAUUUGUUUAAAAAAGAAAAAAAAAGGGUCAAAAUUGUUGUGACAUAUUCAUUCGAAUGCUGUUUAUUUGUCCCUCAGAUAAGGCUUGAACAGAGAUAGCUGCAAUGGACCAAUAUGGGCUCAGACGAAAGGGAAAAUGUGCAAUAUUUAGCCUCUCCGCCGGAUCAAGCAGACUGUUGAGGAAACAUCACAGUGCAUUGACAAUCAGUUAAACAGGCACAUAUUUUAACGGACAUCGAAUAGCGGAAGGCCUCCCGACAUGUCGGGGGCGCCAGCCAAACGCACAGAUACACAUUUUAAACCGGCGACUUCUCUCAUAUCGGAGUGUCUCAUAUCUCCUCGUUGAAACGACGUGCGGAGUUUCAGUUUUCGCUGUGAUGUCUCCAGCUUACAAACAAAUCUGCUUCGUCGCAUUAUUAGGUACACCCGGAAAUGAUGCAGUUUUAACUUCAUGUCCCUGCAGUAAAAAAAAAAAAAAAAAUAACCCAGAUUCUGAAGGAUGUAGCCUGCAGGUGAGCAU